Messenger RNA from Hirundo rustica (Barn swallow), 2780 nucleotides. It is a transcript of the gene KLHL41, whose product is annotated as kelch like family member 41. The transcript is spliced from 6 exons. Bases 98 to 1918 code for a protein of 606 amino acids. Gene Ontology annotation, molecular function: protein binding. NCBI's taxonomy places the organism in Eukaryota, Metazoa, Chordata, Aves, Passeriformes, Hirundinidae. The record is from RefSeq and is a predicted model, not a curated record.
GCAAAAAGCACAUUGGUCUGCCUUUUUUACAGACAAACCUUUGUGCAGACAACAGCUAAAGCUUUCUACUCCCUCCCCUUUCCCAAGUGUUUGCAGAAUGGAUUCCCAAAGGGAACUCACUGAAGAGCUCAGACUUUACCAAUCCACCCUCCUUCAGGAUGGCCUCAAGGAACUCCUUGAAGAGAAAAAAUUUGUAGAUUGCUCUCUAAAAGCUGGUGACAGAAGCCUGCCUUGCCACAGAUUGAUUCUGUCGGCAUGUAGCCCUUAUUUUCGUGAGUAUUUCUUAUCUGAGCAAAAUGAAGAGAAAAAGAAGGAGGUAGUUCUAGAUAACGUUGAUCCCAACAUCCUGGAUAUGAUUGUCAAAUACCUUUAUUCAGCAAGUAUUGAUCUCAAUGAUUCUAAUGUGCAAGAUAUUUUUGCUUUGGCCAGCCGCUUUCAGAUCCCUUCUGUAUUCACUGUGUGCGUCUCCUACCUUCAGAAGAGGCUUGCUGUUGGUAACUGUCUGGCCAUCCUUCGGUUAGGUGUUCUGCUUGAUUGCCCAAGACUUGCAUUUUCUGCCCGUGAUUUUGUUUCAGAUCAUUUUGUGCAGAUCUGCCAAGAAGAGGAUUUCAUGCAGCUUGCCCCGCAUGAACUUAUCUCAGUUAUUUCACCUGACAGUUUAAACGUAGAGAAGGAAGAACUGGUAUUUGAAGCAGUAAUGAGAUGGGUCAGAACAGACAAGGAGAACAGAGUAAAGAGCCUGGGGGAAAUUUUUGACUGUAUACGUUUUCGUCUAAUGCCAGAAAAAUAUUUCAAAGAACAGGUUGAGAAGGACGAUAUAAUUAAAAGCAACUCAGACCUUCAGAAAAAAGUAAAGAUUAUUAAGGAUGCUUUUGCUGGAAAACUGCCUGACUCCAGCAAAAGCACAGACAAGUCAACCAAAGGGGAAGUGAAUGGCGAUGUGGGAGAUGAAGAUUUACUGCCUGGCUACCUAAAUGACCUUCCCAGGCAUGGCAUGUUCGUCAAAGACUUGAUUCUUCUGGUUAAUGACACUGCUGCAGUAGCUUAUGAUCCUCUUGAAAACGAAUGCUACCUAGCAGCCCUCGCAGAACAGAUUCCCAGAAAUCAUUCCAGUAUAGUCACCAAGCAAAAUCAGGUCUAUAUUGUUGGAGGACUCUAUGUGGAAGAGGAGAACAAGGAUCAGCCUUUCCAGUCAUACUUCUUCCAGCUGGAUAGCAUUGCUGGUGAGUGGGUUGCCCUUCCUCCACUGCCGUCAGCCAGGUGUCUCUUCGGGCUGGGAGAGUCGGACAACAAGAUCUAUGUAAUAGCAGGCAAGGACCUUCGCACUGAGGAGUCACUAGAUUCAGUACUGUGCUAUGACCCUGUGACAAUGAAAUGGGGUGAGAUCAAAAAACUGCCCAUCAAAGUAUAUGGCCAUGCAACUAUCUCAAACAAUGGAUUGGUGUAUUGUCUUGGUGGAAAAACUGAUGAUAAGAAAUGCACUAAUAGAUUAUUUGUGUACAAUCCCAAGAAAGGAGACUGGAGAGACUUGGCUCCAAUGAAAGUGCCUCGCUCAAUGUUUGGAACUGCCAUCCAUAAGGGCAAGAUUGUCAUUGCAGGUGGUGUCACUGAGGAAGGCCUUACUGCAUCUGUUGAAGCUUUUGAUCUGACCACCAAUAAAUGGGAGAUAAUGCCUGAAUUUCCCCAAGAGAGAAGUUCCAUUAGUUUAGUCACUUUAAGCGGAGCUUUGUAUGCUAUUGGAGGCUUUGCAAUGAUUCAACUUGAAUCUAAAGAAUUUGCACCUAAUGAAGUCACUGACAUAUGGAAGUAUGAUGAUGAGAAGAAGGAAUGGGUUGGCAUACUGAAAGAGAUCCGAUAUGCUACUGGAGCCUCCUGCCUGGCCACACGCUUAAACCUCUUCAAGUUAUCAAAACUGUAAACAAAAUGCUGGAAGAUAUUAUAUGGUGAGGGGGUUUUGAUAGGCUCUUCUGGUUUUAUUGCAUGAAAAUGUCCCCAAAUUGUACAGUUUUGUAGCAGCAUACUAGUCCAAUUCUUAAGAUACUUCCCAGCUAACCAGCAACCACUGAAUUUUUGCCAGUGUUUAAAUUUCUAAAGGGUUAUAAUUAAUGUUGAUUCGAUUAAGAUUUUGGCAAGAACUCAAUUUUCCACUCUGAAAUUGUAAACAACACUGGUUAGACCUCCUUGCACUCAAUACAAUCCAGGUAUUGGCAGCCUGUCCUCCAAACAAUGUGCAUAAAUUAAUCGUUAAGUUAAAUAAAACUAAUAGGUAGCUGAUUUUAUUCUAACUGGCUGUUUGUAUGGCCAGAUUUCCCCUUCUAGUAAUGUAUGUAAAUCCUGCACUGUUCAGCGAUAUCCUGGAAAUAUUCUCAGCACAGACCUCAAAAAAAUAAUUUCGCUUGGAAUUGAAAUGAAUGUUUUAAACAGAAGUGGCUUAAUAUUAUAUGGCCUAAUAAAUGCCAGUCUCAGCCAAAUUAUACUACUAGACAGAAGAGAGGGCAGAGAGAGAAAUUCACAAUAGUAGCUCUACUGUUUCACCUACGUUGAGGCUUCUGAUAACAAGGAUUUUCCACUUUUUUAUGCUUUUAUAUUUAUUUCCAAAGCAAAUAUUUAUGGAUUUUUUUCUCAGAGCUCUGAGGCCAAUAACAAGCAUUCAUGAAAAAGUCCUGAAAGAACUAUCUUUAGCAAAUCUCUGUGCCAGAGGGAUUUUCAUUUACUGUAGAGUUGAUGCAUUUUGAUGUUGAAACUUUUAACAAUUAAACUUUGUUUUUAAAACUGUAAAA